This is a messenger RNA of Trichomonas vaginalis G3, 1389 nucleotides long. Its product is annotated as STKc Nek domain-containing protein. NCBI's taxonomy places the organism in Eukaryota, Parabasalia, Trichomonadida, Trichomonadidae. The coding region runs from base 1 to 1389 and encodes 462 amino acids. Gene Ontology annotation, biological process: protein phosphorylation. The transcript has a single exon. Gene Ontology annotation, molecular function: ATP binding; protein kinase activity. The record is from RefSeq and is a predicted model, not a curated record.
AUGCAAGAUUACGAAGUCAUUAAAUGCAUUGGCGAAGGUUCUUUUGGUAAAGCAUUACUCGUCAAGCAUAUAGAAUCUCAGGAACUUCGUGUUAUUAAGCAAGUUGACUUAAGUCAGCAAAAUGAAACAAUUCAAGAAGCUUCUCUACGGGAAUCGAACUUGUUAUCAGAAUUAGAUCAUCCAAAUAUCAUUCGUUUUUACGAUUCCUUCCUAGAAGGCGAUGUAUUGUGCACAGUUAUGGAGUACGCAGCAGGAGGAGAUAUAGCUUCGAAAAUUGCAGAGGCAAAGGGUAUGCAUUUCCCCGAAUUCGUGAUUAUUUCAUGGUUUGCACAGAUGUGCUUAGGGUUACAAUAUAUACAUUCGCAUCAUAUUUUACAUCGAGAUAUAAAAUCACAAAAUAUCUUCCUAGAUGCAGAUGGAAACGUAAAAAUAGGCGAUUUUGGUACAGCUAAAUGUCUUGAAGAGACAGGAGAGUUCGCAGAAACAGUCGUUGGAAGUCCAUUUUAUUUAUCACCUGAAAUUUGUCAAGGAGUACCAUAUAACGCUAAGACAGACAUAUGGUCUCUCGGUUGCGUGCUAUACGAGCUGUGUACUUUAGUUCCUGCCUUCAGUGGUGACUGUAUUGGCGGAAUUGUCAUGAAAAUCCUUCGUUCAGAGCAGCCACCUAUACCAGGCGAGUAUUCCUCAGAUCUUUCCAACCUUGUUGACUCAAUGCUACAGAAGAAUCCAUGCAGGAGACCCACAAUUACCCAAAUUCUCAGUCUUUCGUUCCUAAAACCAGUUCUACCUAUUUCAUCUGUUUCCCAAGUGGUCAUACAUCGCAUGUCUGACGAGAAGAUCAAAGAGAAACGACCACAAUCCAAACUUGUCCAGCCAAAAGAGAAAAAACCAGUUGAAAUUCCACCUAAAGAAGAAAUUGGUCUUUGUCUCAUGGUUACAAACCUUCAGACCAAUGAGUCACAAGCACAGAUCAAAGCAAAUGUCCAAAAAGACCGUCAUGUUCUCAAUGUCAGAAAAUCUGGUCAUCCAUUAACGAAAAAGUCGAAGAUACAAAGCAACAGACGCGUUGUUCGUGAAGAGGACGCAAUUGCUGAGCUUCCUACAUGUCUAACUAGUUACCACAUCAACACGGACACAAAAUCAGAUGAAGAUUUCAUGAAUGGAAACGUUGCAGCUUCAUCAGCAGAGAAAUCACUGGAAGAGAUAGAACAGAUGAGAAUGUAUCUUGAGAAACUACUGGGAACAGAAGUGUUGUUGAAUGCGUACAACGCAAUAAAGAAAGGAGAAAACGCAAAGUGGGUUUUAGAGAUAAUGGGAACACAACACAGAAAGGCAGCUGUUCUACUUCAGAGACUCAUCCUUCUUGAGGAAAAUAUCAAUGCUGUAUAA